CUCAUGAAGUUAGUCACAUAGAGAACAUCGUCGCGGGCUGUCGUGUCGAUCAGUGUAUAUAGUGAUACACGAGUGCUACGAUGUGGGCUGCCAACGGCGUCGUGCCCGCUGAGCCGGCGCGCGACGUCGCGCUCAUGGACGAGCGAACGGUGUCCGCGAUAGCAGCGGUGCCUGCGCCGCACAUUGACACCAUCAACGUUACCCAGUCCUCCAAAGUCCACGUUGGUACUAAAGUCGUAUCCAUUACGCAGAAUGUCCACAACAAGGAAAUGCUAAAAGGCCGCUUUCUGGGCCUCGAACUGGUGUCUUCAAAACACUCACGUCGGCUCCGCUGCAGUGUGGCGGUCUUCGUGUGUUGGGCGUUCUUGGUCGUGUCUGGCCUGGUCAUUUACCUCAUCUACGUCGCUUUACCUAAACCAACACGGCUAGAUAUAGGUCUAAAUGCGACUUGGUACCUGCGGCGGGACGAGUGGCAGGCCUUGGCCUCUAACGGGGAAGACUUCUUGAAGCUGCCACUCAGCUAUGUCAUCAUCGGCCAUUCCGCCGCCAACAACUGCACCGAAAGAUACAUGUGCAUCAAGGAGAUGCUCGAUAUCCAAUUGGACCACAUGAAGCUCAGUUUCGCAGAUAUAGGACCAAACUUUUUAGUCGGUGGUAACGGUGAUGUGUUUGAAGGCAGAGGUGCGAACGUAUUCGGAGCUAUGGUCACCUCUUGGAAUAGAAGGAGUAUAUCGAUUAUGUUUUUAGGGAACUACGUAACUUUUGAACCAAGAGAGCCGCAGUUCAAUCAUACGAACAUUCUUCUGGAAACGUUAGUGAAGGAAGGUGUGCUGCGACGGGACUAUGUUUUGUACGGUCAGUGUCAGCUUCUGCCGCAGACGAUCAGUCCCGGACCUCGUCUGGUUGCUCAACUAGGACAUUUUAAGCAAUGGAAUAAAACUGGCAAAGAGGGCUGUUUGCACGGUUAGACUGAUUUUGUGCGAAGUUUUGUGCACGUUCUGUUAAUCUCGUUGACUGUUUCGUACUUUAGCAUUUAAUUUUCAAUAGUUAUUGUAACUAAAUCAGUAAUUAAUUGUUAUCAGUGACUUCUGAAUUAGGUCAUAUUAUAUUCAGCGUAUAUAUUCGUACGCAUUUCCGCAUUAAAUCCACAAAACUGGCGUAAAAUGAGGACAAGAUAAGAUAAGAUAGGAUAUUUUUAUUUACACAAAUAUGGAUUUGUAAAUACGUACAUAUUUGGUAGGUAAAUGAAGUUUAGUUCCGACAUUUUGUUACAUGUUAUUUUUUAUAAUUAUUACUUCAAUGAAUGAGGGAUGUGGGGACUAAAUUUAGACUUAGAUUAAUAAGAGUAUUUAGAUUUCUGUGAACAAUAUAAAAAAUGUUUUUAUAGGAGUAAAAAGAGAGUAUUAUGUAAUUAAAAACGAUGCUUAUGAAAAAUGAUCAUAAAAAAAUCUAGCGUAGGUAUUUGAGAUCUUUAAUAUUAAAGUAACAUUGAUUAUUUUUCAAACAAUUUCAACUGUUUUCAAUUAAUUAUUAUUUACAUAUACGUAACUUUGUUUUAAGCUUUAAAAUUAUGUAGUAAGUCGAGUGACAUAGAAUGUCAUUAUUAUUCGUUUCUAAGAUACUGAGUAAAGUUAGAGAGUAAGUUGUAAAGUAAAGUUUUACUUGUUGUCGUACAAUUAAGUGUUUGGCUAUGGUCUCUACUGAUGUUAAGUGACAACGCUUCGUGCGAUUAUUAUUAUCGUGCGGGCGCAGUUUCCACUAACACAGGGUUUUUUUUAUUAUUUAUAACACUUUAUUUGCACACCACAGAAAAAACAAGAUACACAUAGAACAUAUUAUUAGUACCCUCCUUGGGAACUUAUAAUCGUAAAUGAAGCGAUACUUCAAGUUUUCCAUUUUGUAAACUGCACUCAGUUUACAAAAUCAAAAACUCGAAAGACGUUACUAAAAGAGGAAAAAUCAAAUGAAUUAGGAUUUUCAAAACAGAAAAUCAUGAGUAAAUAGUUAACCUAAGGGGAGAUAUUUGAGAUAAAAUUGGCAAGACGACAAAACACCAAUUUCGUCUGUAAGGAUAAAAGUAUUUUUGAUUACCAAUGCUCCUUGGCACUUCAAAAAUGAUCGCCUGCAUCGUGAACUAAAAAUUAAAACUAUGAAGACAGAAGUUGCACACUCAAUGAAAACAUACCAAAAGCGUAUUCGUAAAAAUCCAAAUCAACUUGCAAGGAACCUAACGAUGAAGAAACCUGGUUAAUCAGUCAUGUCAGUCAGUUCAGGUCAUGAAAUAGACACUACAUUAUUAUAUUUGGUCAAAUCACUGGAUUUUGCACCUAACACGCCUUAAUACAAAUACCUACUUAAAAUCCCGCUGAAUGUCUCAUGACAUAUUGCAGGAAUAUUGAGAGACUAAAAAAUAUAUACAUACAGUCGAACGUAGAACCUCCUCCUUUUUGGAAGUCGGUAAAAAAAAAAGUAUUUUACUAAAGACAGACUAAUUUCAAUUUCAAUUUUCUUUCAGGCAAUUAGGCUUUUUGUGUCUGUGUUAAUGGAAACCUAACUUUAUUUAUAAAUUAGUGUAUUUUAUAAAAAAUAUUAAAGUAAUUUUGAUUAAAUUUUAUUAUUUAAGUUAUUAGGCUUUUUAUUUAGAAUUGUAAAUAUAUAGCUUACGAUACGUUGUCUCGAUAGUAAUAAUGUGUAUGUUAUGAUUAUAGUGCUUUUCCCUAAUUUUUGUUCAUUAAUGCACACAAAGCAUUCAAUACGAUUUACCGAGACUGAAAUUUCGUUUGAAAAUAAUUCAUUUCAGAUUAUACAAAUAAUAAUAAAAAAACUCCGCCUUGGCAUCUCUUGUAUGAAACAUAUAUUUUAUACUUGUAAUAAAGUAAGAGGUUUAGCAAAAACAUACUAUGAGUUUAAUUUAAAUAAAAUCUUAUCGGGGUUUACUUUUUUCUAGCAUUUUUUGCCAAGCCCAGCCGUGGACGUCCAUCGGUUGUUAAUAAUGAAUGAUGAUUGAUUUAUUGGUCAAUUGCCUAUCAUACAUUCUUAAACAUUAAGAUUGUUAGACACUAAGCGUAAACAUUAUAGAUGUAAUCAUGGAGUAAAAGGCACUCGGCAUUGUAGUGAACGUUUAUUCGUUAAGACCUCGUCUCCCUUUUGAGCUCGAGUCUGCUCUCAGACUGAGAGGGGUAGAACUUUCUUUUCUAUACCACAAAAUGUGCACAAUCGAAAAACUGGAGGUGCAUGCCCCGGACCGGAUUCAAACUCGAACCCUCCGGAAUCGGAGGCAGAGGUCAUAUCCACGGGGCUAUUACGUGUCUACGAUAUUAACACGUCCAUACAAAGAAGACUUCGUGACUAAACUGACGAGACGUGAAGUUCAAUUUUAUCAAUUUCAUAGAAUUGAACUUGUUUCGAAAUAAUAUUAUUUCUCUCCCAAGAAAUGCAACACUAAUAUGGGUAAUAAUGGCGGAUUGAUGACGUGAUCAAUGGUGUAGUCGAUUUGACGUUUGCUGUCAAUUGUCAUGUCAUAGUUGCUGUAUGGACGCCAUCUUGAUUUAACUAAAAACAUGGGUUUUAAUUUUUUUUUUUUUUCAUUUAGUCACAGAGGAAAUACAAUAGAUCGAGCAUUUAGUUGGAAUCAUUCACUUAUUUAGAUUUUAAUAAAAUCCUUGUAUUUUUAAAUUUUAAUGAUACGGGAUACAAGAGUGGACCUGAAAUGGACCAUCUCCUUGGGACCUAAUUUGAAAUAUACCUUUACUUAUCCUUUCUAUUUAAAAGAAAGAAAGAAAGAAAAAAAUAUCCAAAUCGGACUACUCAGUAAAAAGUUACACGUGUUCAUAAAAAAAAUAUAUAUACACAUCGAAUUGUCAUUUUUCGUCGGUUGAAAAUAUCAUUUCAUGAAAUGGAUUUUUUAUUGUAUACAAUUGUUUGUAUAUUUUGUUUGUGUACUACUCUAUAGUAAAAUUACACUUUCAUUUAAUUUUAAUCUUGUCCCGUAUCGUAAAUUGUGUUCAUUAUUUUUACGAAAUUAAUCGUAAUCUAGCCUGAGAUACACUAAAUCUGACGAUACUUGAUCAAAAUCCUAACAUUGACCCUUGACGACAUUACCAAAUGUAAGCAAACGCUCGCGGUUUUACGCUUGCAGUUCCCGUAACCGUGGGAAUCUAUAUAUAUAAAAGAAAGUCGGGUUUGUUAGAACACUUAUAAAUCGAGAUCUGCUGGACCGAUUUUCAUGGUUUUUGAUUUGCAUUUGUCUUCGCCAAGAAUAGCAGAAUACAUCUUAAAAACAAUGAAAAUUCGAAAUAUAAUUUUCCAUAAAAUGUUACAUUGUUUACCUGUCAUACAUUUGUUUUCCAUCCUGUGAAAUACUGUUUAUGAUGUAUAUUAUGAUUAAUAUUUAUACGUGCGUUCGGAAAUACUGACAAAUGAUUAAUAUUUACGCGUGCGUCCAUAAAUUUAUUUUGUGUAAAUUAAAGUUUCUAUUUCCGAAAUCAAUUUUUAGAUUUAUUCUAUUGGUUAACGAAUGCGUAAAUGUCUUUUUAUGUACUAUUCGUUGUAAUAUCCAAUCCAAAUGUUUAGGCUUUGUUGGGACUAUUUAGUAGAUGGAUUAUGUGAAGUUUUCACAAAAACGGUUGUCAAUUAUAUCUUUCUUCGCAAGUUCUCUCGUCAGGGGUUACCUGGUAGAGAUUACUUUUAGUAAUAAGGCCGCCUUUGCAUGCUAAGUUUAAUUUGUCUUUUUAUUGUUUUAAUUUAUAAUUGUAUUUUUGUGUGGAAUAAAGUAUUUCUUCUUCUU
Bicyclus anynana (squinting bush brown) is the source of this 4786-nucleotide messenger RNA. Its product is annotated as peptidoglycan-recognition protein SC2. The transcript is spliced from 3 exons. Gene Ontology annotation, molecular function: zinc ion binding; N-acetylmuramoyl-L-alanine amidase activity. The coding region runs from base 81 to 968 and encodes 295 amino acids. The record is from RefSeq and is a predicted model, not a curated record. NCBI's taxonomy places the organism in Eukaryota, Metazoa, Arthropoda, Insecta, Lepidoptera, Nymphalidae. Gene Ontology annotation, biological process: peptidoglycan catabolic process.